AUGCUGAGAAUCUCGAAUCUUUCGACAUCUUCUAGAUAUGAGCCAGUGACAAGAUUAUGGCUUCAAUUACGUUGUUUCUGUUCACCUUCUCCAUCAUCGUCGUCGUCUUCUUCGCUUUCAGUGCCUAGCGAUGAUCAUAUCGUCCGUCUCAUUUUAGACCAGAAAUCACCUUCAGGAGCUCUAGAAACUUUCCAAUGGGCUUCAACUUUCCCUGGCUUUACCCAUUCUCGUUCCACAUACCGUGCUCUGUUUCACAAGCUCUGCAUUUUCCGGCGUUUCGAAACUGUCUACCAGAUGCUCGACGAAAUGCCUGAAUCGAUUGGUUUGCCUCCGGAUGAUUCCAUCUUCGUAACUAUCGUCCGAGGGUUAGGGCGCGCUAGAUUAACCAAACGUGUGAUCAAUGUCGUUGAUCUUGUUUCGAGAUUCGGGAUCAAACCACCGUCUCUGAAAGUUUUCAAUUCGAUUCUCGAUGUUCUAGUGAAGGAAGAUAUCGACAUAGCCAGAGAGUUUUUCAGAAGGAAGAUGAUGGCGAGUGGAGUCCAAGGUGAUGAGUACACUUACGGGAUUCUGAUGAAAGGUCUUUGCUUGACGAACAGGAUCGGUGACGGUUUCAAGCUUCUUCAGAUCAUGAAGACGCGAGGCGUGGCUCCAAACACAGUGAUAUACAACACUUUGCUUCACGCUCUUUGCAAGAACGGGAAAGUCGGGAGAGCGAGGAGCUUGAUGAGUGAAAUGAAGCAACCGAAUGAUGUGACUUUCAACAUCUUGAUAUCUGCUUACUGCAACGAGAAGAAGCUGAUUCAGUCGUUGGCGCUGCUGGAGAAAUGCUUCGGUUUGGGAUUUGUUCCUGAUGUUGUCACGGUAACGAAGGUGAUGGAAGUUCUCUGCGAGGAAGGACGUGUCACCGAGGCGCUCGAGGUGGUGGAGAGAGUUGAAAACAGAGGAGGUAAAGUCGAUGUCGUUGCUUGUAACACAUUGGUGAGAGGGUAUUGUAAGGUAGGGAAAGUGAGAGUUGCUCAACGGUUCUUUGAGGAGAUGGAGAGGAAAGGUUACUUGCCUAACGUGGAAACAUACAAUCUGUUGAUUGCUGGGUUUUGUAAUGUUGGAAUGUUGGACUCAGCUCUUGACACUUUUGAGGAUAUGAAAACUGAUGCUGUUAGAUGGAACUUUGCUACGUUUGACACGUUGAUCAGAGGGAUGUCGUUAGGAGGGAGGACGGAGGAUGCGAUAAAGGUGUUAGAGCUGAUGCAGGAGAGUGAAAGUGUUCGUGGGGAGAGAGUUGGUACGUAUAAUAGUGUGAUCUAUGGGUUUUACAAGGAGAACCGUUGGGAGGAAGCUCUGGAGUUUCUGGUGGAGAUGGAGAAACUGUUUCCAAGAGCUGUUGAGAGGAGCUUUGAGUUGAUAAGUUUAUGCGAGAAAGGAAGUGUGGAUGAUGUUAAGACGGCGUAUGAUCGGAUGAUUGGAGAAGGAGGAGUUCCUAAUGUUGUGGUAUCUCAUUGCUUGAUUCAUAGAUACAGCCAAGAAGGGUACAUGGAAGAAGCUCUUGAGCUUGUCAACGACUUGGUGACCAGAGGCUAUUUGCCUCAGUCGUUAACAUUCAAUGCUGUGAUUCUCGGGUUCUGUAAGAAAGAUAGAGUCGUGAAUGGGAUUAAGUUUGUGGAAGACAUGGCUGAGAGAGGAUGUGUACCUGAUGGAGAUAGCUACAAUCCGUUGCUAGGAGAAUUGUGUGAAAUGGAAGAUUUUCAGAAUGCUUGGUUGCUUUUCUCAAGAAUGGUGGAGAAGAGUAUUGUCCCUGAUUCUUCAAUGUGGAGUUCAUUGAUGUAUUGUCUCAGCCAGAAAACAGAGAUCCACUCAAAGACCUUGUUGCAGGACAUAAUUGAAAGUUAA
Microthlaspi erraticum is the source of this 1887-nucleotide messenger RNA. NCBI's taxonomy places the organism in Eukaryota, Viridiplantae, Streptophyta, Magnoliopsida, Brassicales, Brassicaceae. The record is from the annotation of a GenBank genome assembly.